CACAAAUUAACUAUACAAAUUGUUCAACACCAAUCUAGAAAACUCAAGAAAAUUGAAGUCAAUCACAAAUUAUCCAUAAAUACAUGAUUAAUUGAAAGCUUCUUCCGUUCAAUUAAGUUAACGCACUCUCCACUCGAUAAUAUCAACUUCAUUCUACACAAUUAGAAAGAAAAAAUUAGACAUGUCUCCACAAACAUAAAUAAGAUUAGUUGUUUAGAAUAUUAAAUAUACAGAGAAAAUUAAUUAUAUGUGUGUGGGCGGGUACCCAUGGGUCGGGUUUACCUAAACCCAAACCCGACCCAAAACCCGUCAACACGAAUUUUACCCCCAUUGACCGGGUUGGGUCGGGUGGAUACACAUGGGUUCGGGUUUUGUUGCCAUCCCUAAUCUUUACAUCUCAUCGUUUAAUAGGUUGUCCAUCUAGUAAUGAUAAAAGUACUAUGUUAUCGACAUUACUAAAAGAUCCUUUCAUCACAUUUUGACUAUUUUUUUUAUGAAACAAUUCGAUUAAUGAAUGUUUGUGUUAUAAAAGAAAACUUGUUGGGGACAUUUUUUCUCUGAGUGUUCCCGGAUUCAAAUAGUUCUGGAAACAUUUUUCAGAAAAAUAACUCGUUUUUGAGUUAUUCGUAAAUAACCAAUUAACUCAUUACACUUUUCGGAAGUCAAAACGAGUUAUUUCUGUUUGAGUUAUUUGAGCCAAAAUAACCCAUGUAAAUCAUCAAUCCAAACGACCCCUUAACUUUGUCCACAACGAGCUAAAUAAGAAGGAAAAUAUCUCUUGUCACGUUAGGUGACAGAACACCUAGUACUGGUUCAUUCACGCCAUUUUAUGCUCACUCACGCCAUUUUGUGCUCAUUCACGUAAUACUCUGGUGAUUUACGUAAAAGUGUAAGUUUUUCACGUAAAUAAAAAUUCAUACUUUUUCCAUGAUAAUUUGUAUUGCCUAUAUUUUAUGGAAUUAAAUUUGGAUUAUCAUUUAAUAUGUAUAAAUAUGUUGCAUUGAUAAUAAUAUAUAGAAUGACAUUCAUUUUGAUAUAUUUCAAAGUUUAAAAUUUUAUUUUACAACAACAUGAAUAAUUAACAAUAUGCAUGAAUAAAUAUUAAUGAGCAUGACCUAACUGUAUUAAUUGUGUGAAUAAUUAACACAUUUACGUGAAUAACACAUGACGAGAAUAAUCCAAAAUUAGUUGCUUUGUCAAGUGACAACACACUUCACUCAAAUAAGAAUCCACAGCGAGUUAUAGAUCAAACAUCAAUGGGUCACCGGGGCGGGAGCGACAGCGACGAAGACGACACCUUCUACUACCGUUAUUCCUCCGUCUCCGCCGCAGGCCCGCCAUCAUCCUCCUCAUCCUCAAUAGUCGCUGCUAAUCGGAACCCUAAAUCCCGCGGUUCAGGCGGAUUAGCCCCGUCGAAGUCGACCCUCUACGUCUCCAACCUCGAUUUCGCCCUCACGAACUCCGACCUCCACACCCUCUUCUCCACCUUCGGCAAGAUCGCCCGCGUCACCGUCCUCAAGGACCGCGCCACCCGCCAGUCUCGCGGCGUCGCCUUCGUCCAGUUCGUCUCCCGCGACGAUGCCGCCUCCGCCGCGCGCCAGAUGGACAAGAAGAUCCUUAACGGCAGAACCCUAUCGGCGUCGAUUGCCAACGACAACGGCCGAGCGACGGAGUUCAUUAAGAAAAGGGUGUAUCAGGACAAGAGCAAGUGUUACGAGUGUGGGGAGGGCGGUCAUUUGUCGUACGAGUGCCCGAAGAAUCAGCUCGGGCCGAGGGAUAGGCCGCCGGCGCCGAAGCGGGGGCGGAGAGAAGGCGCCGUCCGCGGUGGUGUUGUUGCUGGGAGGAGGGACGAGGAGGCGACGGACGAUGAGGAAGUAGGAGGAGGGAAUUGGGGAGAUGGGCAGGCGUUUGAAGAGGAGAAUUGGGCUUCCGCGGUGGAUGGCAGGGCAGAGGAGAGACUGUUGUUAGCUGAUGAAGAAGGAAAGGGUUCGGAGAAGAAGAAAGUGAAGAAGGCCAGUUAUUUUAGCGAUGAGAGUGACCAGGAAGAUUGAUUCUUGGGCUAUGUACUUGCAGUGAUUAUAAAUUCCUAAUGCUCAU
Molecule: messenger RNA, 2097 nt
Organism: Linum trigynum
Lineage: Eukaryota; Viridiplantae; Streptophyta; Magnoliopsida; Malpighiales; Linaceae
Source: the annotation of a GenBank genome assembly